This is a messenger RNA of Phymastichus coffea, 6357 nucleotides long. RefSeq names its product transcription initiation factor TFIID subunit 1-like. Gene Ontology annotation, molecular function: histone acetyltransferase activity; RNA polymerase II general transcription initiation factor binding; TBP-class protein binding. NCBI's taxonomy places the organism in Eukaryota, Metazoa, Arthropoda, Insecta, Hymenoptera, Eulophidae. The record is from RefSeq and is a predicted model, not a curated record. Gene Ontology annotation, cellular component: transcription factor TFIID complex. Gene Ontology annotation, biological process: transcription by RNA polymerase II; RNA polymerase II preinitiation complex assembly. The coding region runs from base 308 to 6034 and encodes 1908 amino acids. The transcript is spliced from 14 exons.
GCUGAUCACAUCGUGGUUUUAAGAACUCUCACUCCACGUUAUGUUUUGUUUAUUUUCUUAUUAAUUUUUGGUAGUCACAAAUCUGGCAUAUUUUUAUUUAUGCGUGACAAUGUAUUCUGAUUCAACAAUCUAUACAAAUAUUAAAAGACCUUAUAUUUUUUAGCGUAUAAUAUGAUGACAAAUACCAAGAUUAUCAAUAUAACCUCGAACUUAUACAUAUUCUAUAUAUUGAGAGUAUUUUGAUAUAUAAAAUUAAGACAACGUUGUUCUCUGCGUUUGUGUUGUUGGUUAAAAAACAGUCGCUAGGAUGGCCGACUCAGAUGAGGAUAACGACAGAGAUUAUGAGUCUGAGAUGAGUUUGACUGGUUUCAUGUUCGGUAACAUCGACGAGAAUGGUCAGUUGGAGAAUGAUAUUCUUGAUCCGAAUGCCAAGCGGCAUCUUUCAUCGCUAUGUCAUUUCGGGCUUGGCUCUUUACUGCAAGAGAUUAUGUCGGAGGAAAAAGCAGACAAAAAAGAACAAUACCAAUCCAACAGUGAAGAGUCUAACAAGGAACCUGUGGAGAAUGGAAAACCUAAACACGAUGAAGCAGAAGAUGUUGAUUAUUUCGUUAAAGAUCCUGAGGCUCUUGAUUUUUCAGAUAUUAAUGAACUAGCUGAAGAUUGUAUAGAUCCUCAGCAAGGAAUGUUGAAUGGAACAAAAUCUGAAAAAGAAACAGAUUAUGAUGCUGAUGAUGAAGAUUUAGAUCAUAAACAAGACAAAGAUUUAAUGCCUCCUCCUCCUGUACCCGAGGAAAAAGAAGUAUUAACUGCUGAGGAAGAAGAGGCAGCAAUAAAAAGAAGACUUGAAACUCCUCUUGCAUCAAUGUUACCAUCUAAAUAUGCUGAUGUUGAUGUUACAGAACUUUUUCCUGAUUUUCGUCCAGGGAAGGUUCUCAGGUUUUCAAAGUUGUUUGGACCUGGAAAACCAAGUAGUUUACCACAAAUCUGGAGAGGUGUACGAAAGAGACGCAAGAAGAAACGAAUACAGGAUACUAAAGAUUCAGAUUCUGGAUCAGAUCAAGAAAACAAAAGAACUAAAUUCAAAGGAUGGGUGAUGAAUUAUGGAACAGAACCUACUUCAGAACAGUUGGAUGAAGAUGACGAAGAAAGAUUAUUAUUACCUGUAAAGGAUAAAGAACAAGAGAAGAGUCCUGGAGAUAUUGGUGAAAAUGAUACAGGGCCUAAAGUGGCUGACUGGAGAUUUGGGCCAGCACAAAUUUGGUAUGACAUUCUUGAAGUGCCUAAUACUGGAGAAGGUUUUAACUAUGGGUUCAAGCUAGCCGAGAAAGUAGAAAAUGAUAAGCCUAUUAAAGAUGAGCAUAUUGAUGAAGAAGCUUUCCUUAUGGUUUCACAAUUGCAUUGGGAAGAUGAUGUAAUCUGGAAUGGUGAUGAUAUCAAACAUAAAACGAGAAACAAGUUAAAUACAAGAAAUAAAGCCGCUGGUUGGAUACCUUCAAGCGACAACAGAACGGCGCAAUCAUUUAGUCAGCCAGGAAAAGUGCUACCUGGUCAAGUCACUCCAAAUGUAAGAUUAGCGACUUCACAGAUUACUACACCUACUCAUAUGCAAAUUCAAAAAAAUAAAUCAGCCAUUGGUAAAGGACAAUCCAAUGAGUACCAUGAUGACACGUGGUAUUCGAUUUUCCCCGUCGAAAACGAAGAGCUUGUCUAUGGUUUAUGGGAAGAAGAAAUAAUCUGGGAUGCCGAGUCCAUGAAAAAAAUACCUAAACCGAAAAUUCUCACUCUCGAUCCGAAUGACGAAAAUAUUAUCCUCGGCAUUCCAGAUGACAUUGACCCGGCUUUAUUACAUAAAAAUGAUGGACCUCAACCAAAGGUUAAAAUUCCUCACCCUCAUGUGAAGAAAAGUAAGCUGCUGCUUGGCAAAGCUGGUGUGAUCAAUGUUUUAGAAGAGGAUGCACCACCACCACCACCAAAGUCACCUACCAAUCAAGAUCCUUUUAAUAUUUCAAACGACACAUAUUAUAUGCCUAAGUCGUCAGAAACAACUAUAAGAUUGAAAGUUGGUGGUGGCAAUCUUAUACAGCACAGCACUCCGGUAGUCGAGCUACGAACUCCAUUUGUACCAACUCACAUGGGACCAAUGCGUCUCAGGAACUUUCAUCGACCACCUCUUAAACGUUUCAGUCACGGUAUUUUGGCUCAUCCAGGUCCGCACGGUGUAUUGCCUCUGAUUAAAUUCAUUAAAAAGCAGGCAAAAUUGCGCGAACAAGAGCGAAUAGCCUCGGGUGGUGGUGAUGUAUUUUUCAUGCGUACACCAAAGGAUUUAACCGGCCGUGAUGGUGAAAUAGUCUUGAUCGAAUUCUCGGAGGAGCAUCCGCCACUUGUCAAUCAAGUAGGCAUGUGCUCAAAAAUCAAGAACUAUUACAAACGCAAAGCUGGCAAAGAUACCGGUCCACCCGAAUACAAAUAUGGGGAGACAUCAUACGCGCACACCAGUCCUUUUCUUGGUAUACUCACACCAGGUCAAACUAUACAAACAAUGGAGAAUAAUAUGUACAGAGCUCCACUUUACGAGCACAAAGUCAAUGAGACGGAUUUUCUCGUGAUUAGAACGCGAGAUCAAUAUUAUAUUAGAGAGAUUGAUGCUUUAUUUGUAGCAGGACAGGAGUGUCCAUUGUAUGAAGUGCCUGGACCCAAUUCUAAAAGGGCUAAUAACUUUGUAAGAGAUUUUCUGCAAGUUUUUAUAUAUAGAUUGUUUUGGAAAUCCAAGGAUAAUCCGAGAAGGAUAAAAAUGGAUGAUAUCAAGAGAGCUUUUCCUUCGCACAGUGAAAGUAGUAUUAGGAAGAGGUUAAAACUUUGUGCUGAUUUUAAGAGAACAGGAAUGGACUCAAAUUGGUGGGUCAUCAAACCAGAAUUUCGUUUACCCACCGAAGAGGAAAUUCGCGCGAUGGUAUCUCCCGAACAAUGCUGCGCAUAUUUCAGUAUGAUAGCUGCAGAGCAAAGAUUAAAAGAUGCUGGCUAUGGUGAGAAGUUCCUGUUCACGCCACAAGACGACGAUGAUGAAGAAAUGCAAUUGAAAAUGGAUGACGAGAUCAAAGUAGCCCCUUGGAAUACCACACGUGCCUAUAUACAAGCGAUGAAGGGUAAAUGCUUGCUUCAGCUAACUGGUCCGGCUGAUCCCACCGGUAUGGGAGAAGGAUUUUCAUACGUUAGAGUUCCUAACAAACCCACUGUCAGCAAGGAGGAGCAAGAAGCUCAACCAAAGCGAACGGUCACAGGUACAGACGCCGACUUGCGUCGUUUAUCACUUAACAACGCCAAAGCUCUUCUUCGCAAAUUUGGUGUACCGGACGAAGAGAUCAAGAAGCUCUCGCGAUGGGAAGUUAUCGACGUUGUGCGCACAUUGUCAACUGAGAAAGCAAAAGCUGGCGAGGAGGGCAUGACCAAAUUUUCACGAGGCAAUCGCUUCUCUAUCGCUGAACAUCAGGAACGUUAUAAGGAAGAAUGUCAACGUAUCUUCGAUCUGCAAAAUCGUGUUCUGUCGUCUAACGAAGUCCUCAGUACCGAUGAAGGAGAGAGUUCCGACGAGGACAGCUCGGAUAUCGAGGAAAUGGGUAAAAAUAUCGAGAACAUGUUAAGUAAUAAAAAAACAAGCACGCAGUUAGUUCUCGAGAGAGAGGAACAGCAGAGACAGGAGCUGAAGAAAAUGAUGAUGAACAACGAUAAUUCAGAUACGCAAGAUGAUAAAAAGUUCAAAGACAAGAAGAAGGAUGCCAACGAGGAUGAAAAUUCAAGCUCAAAUUUCAACACUCAAUCAGGUCGAGUGUUGAAAAUUUACAGAACAUAUCGGAAUGCCGACGGUUCAGUGUUCACGCGUACAGAAAUCGUACGUAAACCCGCUGUGAUUGACACGUACCUUAAAAUUCGCAACUCCAAAGACGAGUCGUUUAUCAAGCAGUUUGCUACAAUAGACGAAGCACAAAAGGAAGAGAUGAAACGAGAAAAGCGUCGUAUUCAAGAACAAUUGCGUCGUAUUAGACGUAAUCAAGAACGUGAAAAGAUGCUUGCCGGUGGUCACAGUUCCAGCCACUUUAAUCUUUUGAAUCUACCGUCAAGUCCAAUCGAUCACAGUGGUGCCUCAUCGCCGAUAAGCGGUUCUUUUGAUGGCAACACUUCCACAAGUAAUUUCCUAUUUCCAUCUAACAAACAAUCUCCAUUCCAAUCACACACUCCAAGCUACAAGCUUUUCAAAUCCGAAUUAUUUUCGUCCUCGCCCUCUAAACGCAAAAAAUUCAAAUUAAAACCAGAUCUCAAGCUUAAAUGCGGCGCUUGUGGUAACGUCGGUCACAUGAGAACCAAUAAAGCUUGUCCAUUAUAUCAAAACAAUUUCGGCGGAGGUCCAUCUACCCCGACAGCUACGGUCACGAGCGAGGAUCAAGAGGAUGAGACAGAAAAACAGUUCUAUCCAGGCGAUCAGGAUCUCGUUAACGUCGACGGUACCAAAGUCAAGCUGUCGUCGAAACUUAUCAAGCACGCUGAAGAAAUGAAACGCCGAACGUUAUUACUUAAAGUACCUAAAGAUGUAUCAUCAUCAACACGAAAACGCAAACGGCAACUUGACGAUGAUCAGUUUGAUUACGUCAAGCGCUACCAAAGACCAGCAGGCGCGAAUCGUCAACGAACGGAUCCAGUUAUCGUUCUCUCGUCUAUUUUCGAAGAUAUCAUUAAUAAUAUACGCGCUACCAAAGAUUUUGCCCCAUUUUGGUUUCCUGUCAAUUCAAAAGCAGUUCCAGAUUAUUAUAUUAUAAUAACGCAACCGAUUGAUCUGCAGACAAUCAGAGACAAACUUCGUGACAAGAAGUACGAAAGCCGGGAGGAUUUCUUGGCUGACAUGAAUCAAAUCAAGCUAAACAGUUCUUUAUACAACGGACCUAAACACAUUUUAACAGAUUUAGCACAGCGUAUGCUUGAUAUGUGUGUAAAGUUGGUAGCGGAUAAGGAAGACAAAAUAAUGAGAUUAGAGAAAGCUAUCAAUCCGUUGCUUGAUGAUAACGAUCAAGUCGCGUUUACGUACAUUCUCACGUCAAUGAUUGAGAAUAUGGUAAAAAUAAUGCCUGAAGCCACGCAGUUUCUCAAGCCCGUUAACAAGAAAGUUAUCAAGGAUUAUUACAAUAUUAUUCGGAAUCCUAUGGAUAUUGAAACCAUCCAUAAGAAGUGUUUGGCGCAUAAGUAUCAUUCUCGCGGGGAAAUCAUCAGGGAUUUCCAGCAGAUCUACGAUAACAGCACCGUGUACAAUGGUGAACUUUCACCGUUAACUCUCAAAGCUGACCUUUUGUUAAGAGCUGUCAAAGACUAUCUGACUAAUUUGCCACAACGCGCAACUGAGCUGGAAGAGAGUAUUAUGAAAACGCAACAAAAAGCUAUGGAACAAGAUGAUUCGUGGAUGCCCGACGAGGAGAACUACACAAUUCCCGAACCCGAAUUUCAAGGAAGCCAAAUUAAUUCUCCAGAGCACGUUUUCAAAUCAAAUAUGGACGAUUGUGAUAUUGUUGACGUUGAGGGUGUCGACAUAGAUGUUGAACUUGGCAAACCUGCAGCUAUUCAGAAAAAGGAUGUGCUAGAGGAAGAUUUACAAUUUUCAAGCGAAGAUGAAUUUGAUGAAGUACCGUUUGGAGUUGACGAUACAUUCGAAGCUACUGAGUUAAAACCUCUGAUGCCUAUAGAAGUGGCGCCUGAUGAGUUACCUGCUGACGAUGAUAGUCAACAAGUUGCGGAAGCUAUGAUUCAGCUCGGCAAUGCUGGAUCGUACUCCCUUGAACAGCCUUUAAAUAACGCUGAGGAGAGUGUCGACUCUAAUUAUGACCCGUCUGACGCAUUUUUCACUACAAUACCUGCUAGAAAAGAUGAUUACAAAAUACAAGAUGAUUUGGCUGUGUCUGAAAGUGAUGAGGAGGAGCAACGAUCCGAUAUAAAAAUCGAAAAGCACCCGAUUCCACAACCAUCAGAAGAUGACCUUGGGAACGUGUGGUUUUAAAAUGUUGUUGAAUCGGUUGCGCAAUGUUAUAAUAAUGUUAUAUUUUAUACUAUAGACUUUCAUAAAUUCGAAUAGUAGAUAAUUUUGCAAAUAGAUUUAGUUGUUGAAUCCUGUUUGUAAAUACAAUUUUGUACAUCGUGCUUUUUGAAAAAAAAGUUUUAUAAAUAGCAUCACCUAUACAUGUACAUAUGUAAAUUUUUGAAUUAUUGUUUUACCGAUGAAAGAUUUAUUUGCGACCGUUACUUGUGCAAAUAAUUGCACGACUAGAAAAUAGGAUUUUAUGUAUUUAUUAUUUAAAAAUUUUAAAAAUGAAGAGUUUAGAC